Diplodia corticola is the source of this 1527-nucleotide messenger RNA. RefSeq names its product phosphatidylinositol n-acetylglucosaminyltransferase gpi3 subunit. Gene Ontology annotation, cellular component: glycosylphosphatidylinositol-N-acetylglucosaminyltransferase (GPI-GnT) complex. Lineage: Eukaryota; Fungi; Ascomycota; Dothideomycetes; Botryosphaeriales; Botryosphaeriaceae. The transcript is spliced from 5 exons. The record is from RefSeq and is a predicted model, not a curated record. Gene Ontology annotation, biological process: GPI anchor biosynthetic process. Gene Ontology annotation, molecular function: phosphatidylinositol N-acetylglucosaminyltransferase activity. The coding region runs from base 1 to 1527 and encodes 508 amino acids.
AUGCCGUACAAUAUCGCGAUGAUCAGCGAUUUCUUCUUCCCCCAACCUGGCGGCGUUGAGAGUCACAUCUACCAGCUAUCGACCAAGCUCAUAGACCGGGGACACAAGGUUAUAAUCAUCACACACGGGUACGAGGGUCGCCGAGGCGUGCGCUACCUUACCAACGGCCUGAAGGUCUACCACGUUCCCUUCUUUGUCAUAUACCGCGAGACCACCUUUCCGACUGUAUUCUCCUUCUUUCCCAUCUUCCGCAACAUCGUCAUCCGGGAAAAGAUCGAGAUAGUGCAUGGCCAUGCCAGUCUCAGCAGUUUGUGCCAUGAGGCAAUCCUGCAUGCGAGGACAAUGGGCUUGAGGACUGUUUUUACGGACCACUCCCUUUUCGGCUUCGCUGAUGCUGCCAGCAUCCUGACCAACAAGCUGCUGAAAUUCACUCUGAGCGAUGUUGACCACGUUGUGUGCGUCAGCCACACCUGCAAGGAAAAUACCGUCCUUCGAGCCUCAUUGGAUCCUCUCAUGGUAUCAGUCAUCCCCAACGCCGUGGUGGCUGAGAACUUCCGGCCAAAGGGAUACAAAGAGCUGGAAGAUGGCUCCGCCCCUUCUCCAGAUCGUCGCUCUUCAGUAGCAAACCAGACUCUUGGCCCCAACGAUACCAUAACCAUCGUCGUUAUAUCGCGCCUGUUCUACAACAAAGGCACAGAUUUGCUCAUUGCAGCCAUUCCAAGGAUCCUGGCUGCCCACCCAAACGUCAAGUUCAUCAUUGCUGGUUCCGGACCGAAGGCCAUAGAUCUCGAGCAAAUGCUCGAACGGAACGUGCUACAAGAUCGGGUUGAACUUCUGGGACCGGUUCGCCACGAAGAAGUCCGAGAUGUCAUGGUUCGCGGCCACAUUUACCUCCAUCCUAGUCUGACCGAAGCAUUCGGCACCGUGAUUGUGGAAGCUGCUAGUUGUGGUCUUUAUGUCGUCUGCACACGUGUUGGCGGUAUACCCGAAGUGUUGCCCGCGCAUAUGACAACAUUCGCCAAGCCCGAAGAGGAUGAUCUCGUGGAUGCUACAGGAAGAGCCAUCACGGCUCUCCGUGCCAACCGAAUCCAUACGACGCGCUUCCAUGAACAAGUCAAGAUGAUGUAUUCUUGGACCGACGUGGCGGAGCGCACCGAAAGGGUUUACAACGGUAUCUCCGGAGUCCUUAGCGAGGAGGAAUUUUACGGCUACUCUAGCAGCGGGUGGGGGGCCACGCGCGGACGCGCCGGUGUACAGAGCUUUGCGCUCAUAGACCGGUUGAAACGAUACUAUGGCUGCGGUAUCUGGGCUGGCAAGCUCUUCUGCCUAUGCGUCAUCAUUGACUACCUGAUCUUUGUGCUCUUGGAGUUCUUCUAUCCGCGAGAACGCAUCGACAUCUGUCGGGACUGGCCGAGAAAACUUGCAGCGGCCCAAAUCCAAGAAAAAGCCGAACGUGCAUCCGAGGAGAGGGCCAGCGUACCUCGAACUAGGAGCGUCAGAAGCCGUGACAAGAGACGUGCGGCGUGA